UGAAGCCUUCAGUCGGUGUUUUGUCCGGCAAGAGUCUAGUGCGGCGAUCGGUGUGCCAUCAUCAAAGUGUGGACGACCAGUGCGCUCAUAACUAACCCCCCCGGUUCCAUGAUGGACUUGCAAGAGACACAUUUCGUGGUCGCUGCUCCUCCUACGUAACAUGGGCUAAACGUCCGCAAAGACUGUUUUUAUUUUUUUGUUCCGAAUUUAUUUUUGUUUGCCGAAAGUGAUGCAAACUGUAAACAAGCGCGGUUUAUUUUAUGUUUCAAAUGUGAUGCCUCCGGGAAUAAGAACUAUUGCGAUGUUAUGAUAUUAAAAGAGUGACAGUUGUAUUUUUUUAGUUGGAACUUUGUUUUGUUGUUUGAGAAACUUUAACGCGAGUGCAAUGGCAAGCAACAGUGGCGUGCAACACUACCAGCCGCAACUCAACACGAGCCCUCAUCAUUGCAAGGAAUGCGGCCUGUAUCUCAACUCGGCCGAGUCCCUUGAAGUCCAUCUCCAGUACCACAAAGAGAACCUCCUCAACAAAUGGGCGACACAAGCGGCUACUUCCCACUCGGAAGAGACCAACAAUAAUAAUCCCAAAGCUAUCAAACGUGAGUUUAUACCAAAUAAUACUAUUGCCGCGGCCGAUAGUUCAGAUUCCAUGAACAAGAAAAGUCCCGAGUACAGUCGAACAACCCCCGAGACGAUUUUCGGACAUCCACCGACGCCUCAAAGUUAUCAAAGCGCCUCCUCCCCGUACCAAAACCACGACAAUUCUGCUUUUUCGCCAAACUUUCAAAACUUCCAAAUAAAACAAGAACGUACUUCUUCGCCCAGCUACCCCAAUAAUUACCCCAAUUUUGCCGAGUCGCAAUUUUUUCCAAUGGACAACCAGAACCAACAAUACUCGCAAGAAUUUAUUCACAAAGCCCCUUCGUAUAGAUACCACCCCUAUCAACAAUACGACCGGUCACAAUCUAACGCACAGGUGUCUUCGUCGAGUCCGGCAUACCCGCCUCAACCGACACCCUCCCCUAGCCCAAAACAAUGCGACAAGUGCGGCUACGUCUGCGAUUCCGCGACCCAACUCAUAGAACACCAAAAUCUAGCCCAUCCACCGACCCCUGCCUAUCAUCCCAAUCAUUUCCUCUUUAAUAAUGACCCACAACCCCAAAUUAAAACUGAAGAAGAUGCCCAGAGCGAGAUUUUAGACCUGGACUCCCAUAAAGUCCACCAGGUAUAUCCCGAAGACGAGAAGCGACAAAAUGGUGAGAUGAAUGGACCAAACCCUCAUUCCGUCACGGCUCUUCUCAAUACCUGGUCGCCUCCUCAACAACAAAAAAUCUACCAGCAGCAACAAUACAUGAACGGUCCUCAAGUUAUGCAUAACCAGGAGUUCAUGGGAAAUAACGUGACGACGACGUCGCCGCAAGAAUCCGUGAUGCAGAAUCAGGGUUACCGGCCGUUCGAGCAUCUUCCGGCUCAACCGAGCGCUCCGGUGAUAACCAGCACGCAAGUUCCUACGAAUCCGCCCCAGACGGCGGUCUCGCCGGUCACCAAGAGCGCCAACUGGAAGUCGAACGAGGCCCGCCGCCCUAAAACAUACAAUUGCACUGCUUGCAACAAGUGGUUCACUAGUUCGGGCCACCUAAAACGUCACUAUAACACAACACUGCAUAAAAACGCGGUCAAGUCUAGCGGGCAGCCCGACCCGGCCUCCAUGCCCAUCAGUGCCCACCACCAUCCGGCGCGAGACUCCGCUUCGAACAAGGAAGAUGCGAACAAUAGCCCCGGAGAUGAAGACACGAACAGUAUGCCGAUGCCGGGGCCAUACGACCGGCCGCAACCCUUGCACCACGUUCCGAACGGGAGUCCCCCAAACGGGGAGGCAGGCCCCUCACCCACCAGCCUCGACUCGAGGGGCCUGCUGCAUGGUUUCAACAUGGGGCCGCCUCAUAUGAUGCCCCUCGACAACCCCCAGUUCCAGAUGUACCCAAACGGGUCGGCCCCCCACGUUACGCAACCUACGGUUACCAACAACAUCAGUAUUACUGGUGAAUUUGAAGACGCCGGCCUCCAGCAGGACUCGCAACCAUUGCCCAGUUUCGCGCAGUUCCACCGCUACGGCCUGCUGAUGAGUUACGGCAACGCGAACGUGGGGGGCGGGGGACCGGCAACGGCCCCUUAUUGCUACUACCCCGACCCUGUCGAGAGCUCCGAGGCGCGCACCCUCAUGUACAAGACCGACGAUGACGAGUAUCACCUCACUGUUCUCACGGUCGCCGAUCCGGCGCCUCCUGAAGACAUGGCCCCACAGGAUAAAGACACUUUGGCCUUUUCUCCGUCGCCCGAGAAGGCGCAUAUCAAGCGCGACUAUGAAGAGAGCACCGGCAGCCCCCAGAUAACCUCGACUGUUCAAGUAGCCAAGUUGGGCUUGUACAAGUGUAUUGACUGCGAUAAGACCUUCAACAAGGCGUGCUACUUGACGCAGCACAAUAAGACAUUCCACUGCGGAGACAAGCCGUUCAAAUGCAGUCGCUGCGGUAAACGCUUCUCCAACGAGGAGACCCAUGAAGAGCACGCCUCCAAGCAUGCCGGGGACAAACCCCACAAGUGUGACCGAUGCCCCAAGCAGUUCAAUCACAAGACGGACCUGCGACGGCACAUGUGCCUGCACACGGGCCAGAAACCCUUCGUCUGCGACACCUGUGGUAAGGGGUUUAUCCGGAAAGACCACAUGUUGAAGCAUUGCGAGACGCACUUCAGGAAAACGCAACAGAACAAGAGCCGAGGGUGAGCGUUUCGACACUCCAAAGACCGACUGCACUAGAUGUGUAGGUAGUUUUUAUUUUUGUCACUUGGCACAUUCCUACUUAAAUGUUGUAACUAUUUGAAUGAAUAUUUUAUUAUCUUGUACAUAUUAAUUUUAAUGUUUAAGUUUCGAAAGAUAUUUUUUAAACUAUUUGAAGACGAUCAAAUGAUUCAAAUGGACAACAGAGUAAUAAACAAGAAAACAGAGUAAUUGCUCAAGUAUCUUUUCCGCAAUGUCCGAUAAUAAACAAUAUUCAAAACAGCAAUACCUCAGAAUCUCAGUUAAAAUAGAUAUAAAUAUUUAUAUCAGAUUAUAUUGAUAUCUCGUGGAUGUACAAACUUUAGGAUCAAGUUUAUUAAAGAUGUAUAAAAUAAAAAGUACAGAUCAUUAUAGCGCCGGCUGUCGGCGGUUCGUUCCCCGGAGUCCCGGACGCGUGAUCCGGGCACCGAUCCGCGCCACCGGUUCAUAGUAAAUUCGAAGUAAUAAUAUGCAAUAAUGUUACAACGCAAGUUUUGAUAUUUGUUUUUUAAGAUGUAAUAAGAGUUGUGAGUCGUUGUGUACAUACAUAUUUACGUUGUUAGGUAAUAUAUUUUUUCCAUGACGAAUCUACCUCAGUUAAAGCUGAUGAAUUUGUGUGCCAAUUAUUGUUUAGUUUUCCAGCCCUCCAGAGGGUCAUGUGUUAAUAAACGAUUUUAUCUCGUGCCAAAUUUUAUAAAGCAAAAUCUUGCUAUAUUUUUAAUAUGACAACAUUUUGCUGCCGGUGGCAUGUUUGUGUUACUAUUAUUAGUGCAAUUUGUUUUUUUAAAUAAUUUUUUGACAUGAAGCGCCACUUUCAGUUAAGGACAGUUACCAAAUAAUGUUCGUAGGUCGAUUGAUUGUUUCUGUUACGAGGAGUUAUGUGGAUGUGAUUUGCUGUUAUGUUUACGACUACUGGCGAUGCUGGCGCAAUUUUACGCAUAUAGUCGGGUAUGCAGUUAUUGUGUAUUAUUUGUUAAGACUGAUUGUAUGUAGUAAUUAUGUUCCAUAGGUUGCUCUUGUAUAUUUUUCCUGAUAUGUUACAGCUGUUAGUUUUAAGUUUUUAAAUAAAUGUUAUUAUGUUACUUUACCAAUGACACAAAUAAAUAUAA
This is a messenger RNA of Tribolium madens (black flour beetle), 3924 nucleotides long. RefSeq names its product zinc finger protein 236 (gene zld). Gene Ontology annotation, molecular function: DNA-binding transcription factor activity; RNA polymerase II cis-regulatory region sequence-specific DNA binding. Gene Ontology annotation, biological process: regulation of transcription by RNA polymerase II. Bases 386 to 2782 code for a protein of 798 amino acids. The record is from RefSeq and is a predicted model, not a curated record. The transcript has a single exon. Lineage: Eukaryota; Metazoa; Arthropoda; Insecta; Coleoptera; Tenebrionidae.